UCUUCCUGUUAUAAACUCUUUUGUGAUCACAAAGACUUGCAAAACCAUGAAUAGAGAACCACCAAACAAAUCCAUGGGAUUUUUCGGAAUCUAUAAGGAAGCCUUCAAAAUCACAUCAUCAAGAAAAAAAAUCUUCUUACAAAUCAGUCGAUCUAGACUCCUUCCACUAACCAUUCUUUUCUUAUGUUCAAUCCAAGUCUCCUAUUUCACCGGCUAUCCAAUUGACAUAACUGUCAUCAAUGCGAUCUUCAACUUCCUUCUCGCACUCCUGGAAACUUUUACUGUAGUGUAUACUGUUGCUUGUAUCUAUACAUCCAGAGAUAUAACACACAAGAGUGUCAAAGAGAAUGUUAUGAGUGUUGCAAUGGUAAUCUCGAUAUUGGAAAACGAUGUUUACGGCUGGAAAGCACUGGGAAAGAGUAUCAAACUGAUUAGAGGUAAAAUUUGUGUCUCCUUUGCUAUUUUUUUACCACUUCAUAUUGCUAUUGCUGGUUUAGUGUUCGCGUUUACAUCAUUGUUGGUUCAGGGAUUGACGUCUCUGAGUAUAGUGCGUGGUUUCUAUGUUACAAUAGCUUGUUCUUUGUUACUGAUGGUUUUGAUUCAUUUUACUCUUGUGAUACAAACCAUUGUCUAUUUUGUUUGUAAAUCCUAUCACAAUCAAGAUUUGUCGAACUUCGCUGAACACCUAGGCGAUGGUUAUGCCAAUUUGGGUGGGGAACAAGGCGAUAAUGAACUACAAAGACCUUUAGUUUGAUGCGGUUUUGGGUAAUUUGUGAAAUAAAAAUUGUUAUGUAACUAAAGGUACUAUUGGGAAAUGAAAUUACACAAAAGUUCGUAUUU
Papaver somniferum (opium poppy) is the source of this 840-nucleotide messenger RNA. RefSeq lists its product as uncharacterized. Lineage: Eukaryota; Viridiplantae; Streptophyta; Magnoliopsida; Ranunculales; Papaveraceae. The transcript is spliced from 3 exons. Bases 47 to 754 code for a protein of 235 amino acids. The record is from RefSeq and is a predicted model, not a curated record.